Chlamydomonas reinhardtii is the source of this 1166-nucleotide messenger RNA. RefSeq lists its product as uncharacterized. Lineage: Eukaryota; Viridiplantae; Chlorophyta; Chlorophyceae; Chlamydomonadales; Chlamydomonadaceae. Bases 39 to 350 code for a protein of 103 amino acids. The record is from RefSeq and is a predicted model, not a curated record. Gene Ontology annotation, molecular function: structural constituent of chromatin; DNA binding; protein heterodimerization activity. Gene Ontology annotation, cellular component: nucleosome. The transcript has a single exon. Gene Ontology annotation, biological process: nucleosome assembly.
AUCUCGCAGCUUUCUUCUUCCACUUUAACCAUUUGAAAAUGUCUGGACGUGGCAAGGGCGGCAAGGGCCUGGGCAAGGGCGGUGCCAAGCGCCACCGCAAGGUGCUUCGCGACAACAUCCAGGGCAUUACCAAGCCCGCUAUCCGCCGUCUGGCUCGUCGUGGCGGUGUGAAGCGUAUCAGCGGCCUGAUCUACGAGGAGACCCGCACGGUGCUGAAGACCUUCCUGGAGAACGUCAUCCGCGACUCGGUCACCUACACCGAGCACGCUCGCCGCAAGACCGUGACCGCCAUGGACGUGGUGUACGCCCUGAAGCGCCAGGGCCGCACCCUGUACGGCUUCGGCGGCUAAGCGGCUUCUGCGCCGCUGCUGCCAAGCUCGGGCGGCAGCUGUGGGAGUUCACGGCACGGUUCCACCGUGACUUGCCCCUUCCCCGGGCUGCCUGCCUCUUCAUCCAAACUCGGUGUUUCUCAACACCACCAUAUUCGCAUCCUAGCUUUCCCCAACGCGUCUCGGCCUCACUACUGCUCUGUAGCCUACAUGCCGCUGGUUAGGCAUGCCCUAUAUCUACCAGCAUCUUUCAGAUGGGGUGGUAUGGGGUAUAGGAUUGGUCCCGGCGCCGGUCACCCCUCUGUGGAUUGGGUUAAGGCCAGAAUAGCUUGGACCCCACUUAAGGCUUGGGUUUGACUGGCCAGGAAUUGGAACCAGGCUUUCAGGGAUUGGGAUAGGGACGGCAAGGAUUGGAACCCGGACCUCACGGAUUGGGAUUGGAGGUCGCGGCACAUUGGAUAGCAAGUUGGUAUUCUGGGCUGACCAGAGGAUUGGUAGGAUAGGUACCCCAUGCCCCUCUGCAUCUUGUGGGGUCGCACGGGUGAGGGGGCACAGUUGUGGGCUUGCGGCCGUGUGAAGGGGUGCCACUGGAGCGGGCGAGAGAGAUGCGGCAAGGGAUCGUGGAUGGAGCACGGGUGCCGGUUGGGAUCGGGGAUACAGCAGGGGUCUAAGGCACGGCACGACCGGUCUUAAGGGAGGUCCGCAUUUGGCGCGGACAGGUCCAGACUCGGCUUGGACAUUCUGACUUGCAUUUGUCGCACCCCCCCUGUGCAUGCAGUUGCGGUUGGACGACUGGACUCCCGCCACAAGUGCGCGCAGGGUAACGUUAAGCGCCGU